AUGCUAAAAGCGCCGUACAGAAGAUAUUUGAGAAGUACCUCUAUUUCGCACGUAGAUCGCGACCGCGAGGACACUAUCGAGCCGUCAAGUGAUACGUUCGCCUCCAACCCAUGGGAUUUCCGUCGUUGGCGAUCUUACGUGGCGGACACGAGUGAGGCGCUUGAGGGCGAGUCUCUCGGAGAGCCUCUCGAGGGCGGCAAGAAGACGGCGGGAGACCUCGUCCACGACAAUGCCGACGCUGACGACAAGGAGCCGGCCGUCCAGGUUCACUCCACCUCGCCGCCUGCCGAGCACCACAGCAUUUCCCACACCGAGUGGCUCAAGCUGUCGCGAGCCACACGCAAUACUAGCUGGAGCGUGGUUUCCUUCCUCAUCACUACCGAUAUGUUUGGCCCGUUGUCUGUACCCUACGGCCCCAGUGUGAGCGUCUAUACCGUCAUCGGGGCCCUGGCAGGAUCAUAA
This is a messenger RNA of Fonsecaea monophora, 462 nucleotides long. RefSeq lists its product as hypothetical. NCBI's taxonomy places the organism in Eukaryota, Fungi, Ascomycota, Eurotiomycetes, Chaetothyriales, Herpotrichiellaceae. The transcript is spliced from 3 exons. The record is from RefSeq and is a predicted model, not a curated record. The coding region runs from base 1 to 462 and encodes 153 amino acids.